Messenger RNA from Macaca mulatta (Rhesus monkey), 3346 nucleotides. The record is from RefSeq and is a predicted model, not a curated record. NCBI's taxonomy places the organism in Eukaryota, Metazoa, Chordata, Mammalia, Primates, Cercopithecidae.
GUUGACGUCAUGGAGGCGGGGUGCUGGGACCUGAAAUGAGAAUGGCAGGGCUGGAGCUCCUUUCCUGUGGACUGUGGAAUGUGUGGAUGAGGAAUUUGACCUUUGUUUUAUUCGCUGUGGAUCCAUCCAAGGGGCAUUGCUGCCUGAUAGUAAUAUGAUCUGAGCUGAGUUUUGAGAGAAUUCUGGAAGUGGUAUAGUUACAGAAUCAAACGUCAGCCAGCCAGCGGGUCUGGAACGCAUUGUUCUCAGUACUGAUUAUCGAUAAAAGUCAGGGAGCCUAAGUUUGUGAGCGUUGAAGAUGAAUCCUCUUAUGAAAGCUCCCUUUUCUCCACUUGGGUUCUGGUUUGCUCUUAGUGCCAGCGUUACAGUCAGUGCCUUCCUAAAUCUGAGCGCAGCCAUGGCUGUUUCAUAAGAAUGAUGUAACGUUGUCCUAUGAGGGAUGAAGGUCAUCUGUCACCUACUGUAGCAGGAGAAGCGCAGACAAAACUCCUUAGACAGCAGAUUAAAGAAGGAAGAGGUUUAUUCCGGGAGCGUCGGCGGACUUGCGACUUAAGAGCCAAGCUUCCCCAAAAAGAAAUUCUUGGCCUUUUUAAAGGCUUACAACUUUAAGGGGUCCACGUGAAACGGUCGUGAUAAAUCAAGCAAGCGUGGGAAACAUGACUGGGGGCUACAUGCAUCAGCUAACAACAGAAAGUUUUGCAGUGCUUUUUCAUACAAUGUCUGGAAUUUACAGGCUCUCGUCAGACGAUGGCACCCACUGUAGAAGGAGGUGACGCAGCUCUGCUCCCAGAAUUCCCCAGGGGACCCCUGGACGCCUACCGGGCAAGAGCAUCCUUCAGCUGGAAGGAGCUGGCGCUGUUCAUGGAAGGGGAGGACAUGCUCCGCUUUAAGAAAACCAUCUUCUCAGCUCUCGAGAACGACCCUCUUUUCGCCCGUUCCCCUGGAGCCGAUCUGUCCUUGGACAAGUAUCGUGAGCUGAACUUCCUUCGAUGCAAGCGGAUCUUCGAGUAUGACUUCCUCAGUGUUGAAGACAUGUUCAAGAGCCCUCUGAAGGUCCCCGCCUUGAUUCAGUGCCUGGGGAUGUAUGACUCUUCUCUGGCUGCCAAGUACCUCCUCCAUACCUUGGUUUUUGGAUCAGCAGUUUACAGUUCUGGUUCUGAAAGACAUCUCACCUAUAUUCAAAAGAUCUUCAGUAUGGAAAUUUUUGGAUGUUUUGCUCUGACUGAGCUAAGCCACGGCAGUAAUACCAAGGCCAUUCGUACGACUGCCCACUACGAUCCUGCCACUAAGGAAUUCAUCAUACAUUCCCCUGAUUUCGAAGCUGCCAAAUUUUGGGUUGGCAACAUGGGCAAGACAGCCACUCACGCAGUGGUGUUUGCUAAGCUGCACGUGCCGGGGGACCAGUGCCAUGGGCUGCAUCCCUUUAUCGUGCAGAUCCGGGACCCGAAGACCCUUCUUCCCAUGCCCGGAGUGAUGGUCGGCGACAUGGGGAAGAAACUCGGGCAGAACGGUCUGGAUAACGGUUUCGCCAUGUUCCACAAGGUCAGAGUUCCUCGCCAGAGCCUCCUGAACCGGAUGGGAGACGUCACCCCCGAGGGCACCUAUGUCAGCCCCUUUAAGGACGUCAGGCAGCGCUUCGGAGUGUCCCUGGGGGGCCUGUCCUCUGGCCGGGUCUCCAUCCUGAGCCUGGCCGUCGUUAACCUAAAGCUGGCCAUAGCCAUCGCUCUUCGCUUCUCAGCCACUCGGCGUCAGUUUGGACCCACCCAGGAGGAGGAAAUAGCCGUGCUUGAGUAUCCAAUGCAGCAAUGCCGCUUGCUUCCGUAUCUGGCAGCUGCCUACGCCUUAGACCACUUCUCCAAGUCGCUCUUCCUGGACCUGGUGGAGCUCCAGCGAGGACGUGCCUCGGGAGACCGCAGCGCCAGACAGGCAGAGCUUGGACGUGAGAUCCACGCUCUGGCAUCAGCCGGCAAGCCCCUGGCCUCGUGGACCGCCCAGCAAGGAAUUCAGGAAUGCCGGGAGGCGUGUGGAGGACACGGCUAUCUAGCCAUGAACCGGUUGGGUGUCCUUAGAGAUGACAACGAUCCCAACUGCACAUACGAAGGUGACAACAACGUCCUGCUGCAGCAGACAAGCAACUAUUUGCUGGGCCUCCUGGCACACCGGGUCCGGGGUGAGGCUCCGCUGCACACUGAUGGAGCUUGCUUCCGCAGUCCGCUGAAGUCGGUGGACUUUCUGGACGCCUAUCCCAGCAUCCUUGACCAGAAGUUUGAGGUCUCCAGUGUUGCCGACUGCUUGGACUCCGCAGUCGCCCUGGCAGCAUACAAGUGGCUGGUUUGCUACCUGCUCCAAGAGACUUAUCAAAAAUUAAACCAAGAGAAAAGAUCAGGAAGCAGUGACUUUGAAGCAAGGAAUAACUGCCAGGUGUCCCACGGCCGUCCCUUGGCGCUGGCCUUCCUGGAGCUCACCGUGGUGCAGAGGUUCCACGAGCACGUGCACCAGCCCUGCGUGCCGCCCUCGCUGCGGGCCGUGCUGGGGCGGCUCAGUGCUCUGUACGCCCUUUGGUCCCUGAGCCGCCACGCGGCCCUGCUCUACCGAGGUGGAUACUUCUCUGGUGAGCAGGCAGGAGAAGUAUUGGAGAGCGCCGUCCUGGCCCUGUGUUCCCAGCUGAAAGACGACGCGGUUGCCCUGGUAGACGUGAUCGCUCCUCCUGACUUUGUUCUGGACUCACCGAUUGGCAGAGCGGACGGCGAGCUCUACAAAAACCUCUGGGGCACUGUCCUGCAGGAAAGCAAGGUGUUGGAGCGGGCGUCCUGGUGGCCAGAGUUUUCUGUGAACAAACCUGUCAUAGGAAGUCUGAAAUCAAAGCUGUAGUGGCGCCGGCACACAUUCAGCCAAGUCUAAUGAAACGAAGGGAACUAAUCAGACGUGGACCUCAACCUCUGACUCCAGAACACGCUGGAGAUUGCUGCUGCCUUCUGAGCCCGCACCUCUGCGCUUAAACUGCUGAUUGACCUCACCGCCCAGGCGGACGGGAGGGAGGCGCCCGGCCGGCUGGGCUACUCUGGGAUUGUGGUGAUUUGCAGCGUGGAAAAGAAAUGCACGUGAUCAUGUCUGCGACGCGCUGUGGGUUUUUUGAUCAUUAGAAUUUCGCACAUUCAGGUUUCAGGGUUCAGCUCCUGACUCUAAAGUAGACAGCCCAUAGUCAGGGGUUUUCUGGUCAGACAACCUGUGAUUUGUCUAGAUUUUUUCCAGAGCUCCACUUCAUGAAGAAGUCAGUGGUGCCAGUCUGGUUCUUUGUCAGCUCUCCCUCGGCUUUGUCACCUGAUCAAAUUAUGUCAUAACCUUA